This is a messenger RNA of Aureobasidium melanogenum CBS 110374, 2073 nucleotides long. RefSeq lists its product as uncharacterized. The record is from RefSeq and is a predicted model, not a curated record. Gene Ontology annotation, biological process: DNA-templated transcription; regulation of DNA-templated transcription. The transcript has 7 exons. Gene Ontology annotation, cellular component: nucleus. Lineage: Eukaryota; Fungi; Ascomycota; Dothideomycetes; Dothideales; Saccotheciaceae. Gene Ontology annotation, molecular function: zinc ion binding; DNA binding; DNA-binding transcription factor activity, RNA polymerase II-specific. The annotation marks the transcript as partial.
UUAGUUUGCCGUGCAAGGAAGAGCAAAUGCACGCUGUCAGUCAUCAAUACCCAACCUCAGCCUCCAUGCCUGCGAUGCCGUAAAGAGAACAAGCAAUGUGUCAUUGGCAGCAGCAAUCGUGGAGGCAGAAGGGUUAGAAGGUCCACCAUAGCCUCACAACAAGCACAAGUAAACGAUGAAUCCGCACAAGCAACAUCCUGUCUGGCUAUGGAUAUCGAUUCUACUGUCGGAACAGCACCAGCGAACGAUAUGAGACCACACGAGCAGAACAAUGAGGAGUCCGGCCGUUCAUCGAGCUCUGAUAAUAUACCUUUCAACGACUUGCAGAAUCCUUCUGAUGCUUUGGACAUCUUGGCUCAAAUUGCAAGCAAUGACAACAAUAACAACAAUCCGUCUCAGCAGACCGCUUGGCAAGAGAGGCAACAGAAUCAUAGCCUUCGUACGAAUUCUCUAUACUCGAACAAUUGGAACAAUGAUGGCCUGGAUUAUCAUCUUGUGCGGUCAGGCGCUCUGUCGUCUACCAAGAUAUCCCAAUUGGUCGAACGCUAUCGUCAACAUUAUCACCCUUACUUUUCACUUGCGCCUCCAAGUACCCUGGACACAAACAAUCUAGUAAACACAGCCAAGGACGAACCUCAUCUGUUGACAGCCAUGCUAGUCAUUGCUUCAAAAGACCUGACGGAGGAACCACAAAUCUUUACGGCGUGCUCAGCAUAUAUGCAGUCAUUGGUUUCUGCAUUGGUCGCCGGUGGUCCCGGAGGAGUCGAAGCAGUCGAAAGUCUGCUUAUACUAGCCGAAUGGACACCGUAUACAUCAAGAAGCCGUGCAGGAAACGUCGGACGUGGAGAAGAAGAUCGCGAAGCCUGGAUGCACGUCGGUACUGCUUUGCGUAUUGGCUAUUAUCUCGGACUGGACAAGUAUUCGUUCCCUGUGGCAGGAGACAUCAAAGACCCUCAGUGGAAGCGCAAGCGUCUAGUCUGGACUUGCUGCUACAUAUCGGACAGACAAAUCUCUAUUCGUAUUGGUCGUGCUUUCUGGAGUCGAGGCCCGGGCCCUGGAUUAGCUAUUCGGAAGGAAGACUAUCCUUACCAACCCCAGACUCCUGGCGACGAAGACUUCCCAAGGUUGUUCCAGGCUACAUUGGAGUUGACGCUACUAUUCAGUAAUGUGCAUGAUGUGCUAUAUAGUAGCCCCGGAAACAGUCUGAGAAAUCAUUUGACUGGCGGUUACUAUAUCAAAAUCGAUUUCCGCAGCGCUUACUAUGGAUGGAACGCUGUAUACGGCACAAUGACAUGCUCACCGAAUCUGAAAGCGAUGCUGCUAAUGUCCUAUGAUUACUUACGGUUGUAUACCAACGCUUUUGCAUUUCAUGCCACAAUUCGUCGCGCAUUACCCGAAGGAGAGAACGGAAAACCUUCCUUCAGUCGAGUGUUCUACAACAAUGUUGGAGCUGUUGGAGAUGCAAGAUUUAUCUAUGAAGGCCUCGAUGCUGCAAAAAGUCUUUUGACAACCAUGAACAACUUUGUUGAUGCGGAAAGAAUGUUACGAUAUAUGCCGUUGAGGUUCUAUCUUUUCACAGUCUAUGCAGGCGUAUUUCUGUAUCAUGCCCGCACUGUUGGCGUGAUGGCACCUGAAGAAGAAGCUUCGGUCAGAAGGAUGAUUCAGCAGACAGUGACUGUGCUUCAAAGAUCAGGCGUUGGAGAGGGUCACCCUGGCAGCCGGUAUUCGCAGCUGCUGAAAUUGCUCUGGGACAAGGUGGACAGAAAGUCACACAGGGAAUCUCGGUCUACGCGGUCGCUUGCCACGCUUGAGAAUCCAUACAGACCUGUCAGCGCUACCACGCCGGCCUCAAAUUCUGCCGCCUCAGCCUCAUUAGAGUCGCCAGCGGUGGCAGAUCAGAUGGGCGACUUUAGCUGGACGGACUUGGACGCCAUAGGAAACUUUGCUGUCAAUGGAAAUGAAGGCAUGUCAACAGAUGCCGAGUGGUGGACUGGGUUCCUUCCGACGGACAGCGGUCCUUUGGGUCCCAUGAGCGGAUUGGGAUCGAUGGACAAUUGGAGCUUUAUGCUGUAG